ACUUCCAUCGCUCUACCAUUAGACAAUAUCAGUGGAGAGAGAUAGGGAAAGAACACCAAAAGACACAAGUUAUGAAAUGAUAAAAAUUGUGGUGCAUGUUCAAAAGUAUUGACUCUAAUUAAGGGGAAUACAAUUUUAUUUUUAAAAAAAAAACAAGAAAAAAAGAAAGAGGCUACUAGAGGAGUUGAAUUGAUCAUCGUCCCAUUUUGCUCCAUAAUAAUAACAAUAAUAAUAAUGGCACAAAUGCAUCCUGAGAAAGUUGUUUCUAGUGUCCAAGAACGUACUCCAGAACUUGUUGAUAGGAAUAAUAAUAAUAUGAAUGGUGUUGCAGGCUCUUUCAAAUUCAAUAUUCAAGCCCCAGCAUUUGUGCCAAGAAAAUCACAUGCCGCCACAAUUCCUAUUUCAGGAGGAUAUUUUUAUCCCUGCAGCUUCCAAUAUGUCAAUACUGAGGCAACUAAUAACAAUAGCAAAAUAUAUGGAGGUGAUCAAGAUCCUACCUUCUUUCUUCAAGAACCUUCUUUUAUUUCCUCUCUCCCUCAAAAGGAUAUCCUUCCUGCAGACCUUAGGCUAAAAGUCAUCAAACAGGUUGAAUACCAACUUAGUGACAUGAGCUUGCUUGCGAAUGAGAGCUUAUUGAAACAGAUGAACAAAGACCCCGAAGCCUUCGUUCCCAUUGCUUCUGUUUCAGCUACAAAGAAAAUCAAGUCCCUCAUCACCAAUAACCAAUUAACGCUUUCUCAUUCCCUCUUAUCCUCUACAAAGCUGAUUGUAAGCGAUGAUGGUAAGAGGGUCAAACGAAAAAUCCCAUUCACUGACAAGGAUAAAGAGGAAUUGAUGUUGCGCACUGUGGUAGCUGAGAAUUUACCGAAUGAUCACUCCCAUCACAACAUUGAGAAAAUAUUUAAUGUGGCUGGAAGUGUCAAAACCAUCCGAGUAUGCCAUCCCCAAGAUCAUAACACACGUACCAGAGGAGACUUGGGCAUCAGCAGUAAGCUUCAUGCACUGAUAGAGUUCGAGCAUCCAGAAGCCGCUGAGAAAGCAGAGAAGCUAAAUGAUGAGAGGAACUGGAGAAGGGGCCUUCGCGUGAGGUUGCUGCUCAGACGUUCACCAAUGUCAGUACUAAAGAGUAGAAAGUCAGCAUUUGAUGGUUGUUUAGAUGAUGAAGAUCGGUUGAUUUCUGAAUUGGCAGAUGACUCAUAUCCUGCUACUAAUCGAUCAGAAGCAGUGGAUACUAAUGUUGAAAAGACUUUAGCAGAAACAACAAAGAAAACAUGGGGUAAAGGGCGUGGGAAAAGUACACGACAAAGAAAUCAAAUAUACAGUGGAUGUGGCCUUCUUGCCACAUCUCUACAAAGCAGCACAUAUGAAGCACCUGUGAAACAGGCUACAAAAGGACCUAGAAUGCCCGAUGGAACAAGAGGUUUCAAUAUGGGAAGAGGGAAGCCCCUGGGGAGUAUUAAUGUUCAAACUGGAGUACAUGUUGUAUAAAUGGAAGAUGAUCAAUUUUUUCCCGAUUUACUACUCAGUAUACACUGUUAGUCCAUGGAAGUCUCUAGUCAAAUUCUUUUGGUAUGAAAAUGGUUAAACAUAUUCAUGUUAAUAAUACUAGAACUAAGAUCCCUACAGUACUGUAUAGGUUAACAAAAUGCUAUGGCUUCCUUGAGACUACCAAUUUUGUUUUGUACAUUUCUCUUUUCUGUGAAAAUUAUCAUGGGGAAUAAUAUGACUGAGUUUAAGAUUCUGCCUCUCA
Molecule: messenger RNA, 1750 nt
Organism: Capsicum annuum
Lineage: Eukaryota; Viridiplantae; Streptophyta; Magnoliopsida; Solanales; Solanaceae
Product: la-related protein 6C
Exons: 10
Coding region: 235-1488 (417 amino acids)
Cellular component (GO): nucleus
Molecular function (GO): mRNA binding
Source: RefSeq, a predicted model, not a curated record